UGCACCGGAUACACGCCGCCUUUUACGGUUUACGAAACGAUACAUCGAUUUUGAAUACAAACAUAUUUGGAUUACGUGUACUCAUUACAGUUCCACUGUGUUCUGCAAGAGUGCAACGCCUGUGGAAGCAAUUUAGAAUCAACGUUAAAACAAACGGAACAAAAAAAAACAACACGAACAAAACAAUGGCUUUCCAACGCAGCUACAGCAAGGUGUGGUGGGGCUCCGAUAAUCAACAGUUACCAUCAUCCUUGGCAUUGUCGUCAGCCGCUGGCGGCGCAUCCUCCAUUGGCAACGGCACCAGUUUCACAAGCGGCGGCUUCUACUAUGGCUCUUACUUCACACAAAAGACCCAACCACUGAGUGCGCAGCGUUCAAAUUACAACAACCACAGCGGCGGAUAUCAUUCGCUGGAUACGGGCAGCUUUCGUUCGCACAUCGGCAAUUUGUCGCGUAUACAGGAAGUCGAGGACGAGCACAACAACUCGCGCUUGUCGUGGGGCAAACGUGACAGUCCUGGCAGUCUACGAAGUCAGGAUUCCGGUUUCUCUGACAAUGAUGAGUCGCACAGUGGUCGCAGUCUCGGCGGACGUUCGUCGAAACCCUCCUCGCCCAGCGCCAAAUCGACGGGCAGCUCACACAGUGCGGUCAGCUCGCCGAGUUCGGUGCGCUCGGUGGCGGUUGAGACACCUCCCACCGUCAUCCGACGCGUAGGCCAAUCGGAAUUCUAUUCACCGCUGGUGAACGUAUCGCGCCGUAUAUCAUUUUCCGGUUCACCUGCCACAACGGCCGCACUGGAUGCCGCCUUAGCCGCGAAACAAGACUCAACAACGACACAAUUGCCGACAUGCCUGACUGCCGAUGAACUGCUGAUGGAUGAGGCUGUGAGUGCUGCGAAGAAAUUGAAUUUCGACGAUGCCAAUGCGAACGGUGGACUGGCCGUGGCCGCACCGCAACAAGCGCAGCAACAACAACCGAAACGACGUCGCCGCAUCAUACGUCAGCUCACGAAACCAUUGUCGCCCACCAAGCGUCGCACUCUACUCAACGACACAGAUAACAGCGACGAGGAGCGCGACGCCGACAGCGUAGUGAAAGACAGCAAUUCAUUUGAUGAGCUUGACCGUUCAGCGGAACAAAAUCGCUCGCGUACUCGUUUGCAUAUUGUGCCAGAUUACAACAAUGAAACUGUCUAUCUUGGUGUGGCCGCCACAACGCCCACCGCAAAGCCGUACAACAAUGAGACGGUUGUGCUGGGCGCCGGUGGUGAAAUUACGAGCGCUCUCAAUGAAGAUAGCAACAACAAUACGCUUAAGUAUGAUGCGCUCGAUAUUGAUAACACAUUGUCGCCACUGAAAGGCAACGAACAGCAACGCUUCCUGGGCAGUACGAGCACACCAAAAGCCGCCCAACAGAGUAACGCGAAGCCGUGGACGCAAAUGUCUUUCCGCCAUGUCACACAUGAGUAUGAUAAUCCAUUGUUGAAUGGUCACACACCGGACUUGCAGCAUUGGCUGCAUGACUUGCGUUCAUCGUAUGAACACGAAGUGAUGUCCACACUGCAGACGAAGUCAAUAGCGCAGGAGGCAUUCAAGAAUCUGACGAUAACAACGAACACCGUUGCCAAAUUGAUACGUCAGUUGCAGCAGCGCGCGCUCUCAAUGCAGUCGGAUUUCGAACGAGUAGAGCGUAUAUUAUCCGGCACGCAAGAGGCCACACUGCACGCAGCGCUCUCUAGCGCUGAACAGUUGGUGGAGAAUGUCGCAGAAUUUACACAGGUGCUCGAACGGCGCGCCGUCUUCUUCAAUGAGUCGCGUGCCGAUCGCAAGCGCUAUGACGAGAAUAUUGAGCAGAUACGUAUAAUAACAAAAGACACGCGCUACUCACUCGAGCGUCAACACUACAUCAAUCUAGAGUCGCUGUUGGAUGAUCUGCACGUGCUGAAGCGCUACCUGCUGAUUAGUCUGCGUCAGCUGUUCGAGAAGAUGGUGCGCGUCAUCGUACAGAGUGUCGAACAGGGUCAGUGUGAUCUCAUGCUGCGUGCCAACAUAAACAUGAUUGCGACGCUGAUGAACAUCGACUACGAGGGUUUCGCCUCACUCACGGAUGCAUUCGUGCAGAACGAAGCCGUACGUGCCUUACUCAUCGUCUGUCUCGAGAGUAAGUUGUCGUCGGUGCGCGCGCAAGCUUUACGUGCACUCGCUACAGUUUGCUGCUCACCAGCGGCGAUCGCGCAGUUGGGCGCUUGCGGCGGCAUUGAAAUCGUACGCGACAUUAUACAGGUGCCUGGUAAGGAGCGCAAAGGCGAAUUGAAGCGCGGCGAUAUUGAGCGACGCGAGGCGGUCUCGCUGCUCACACAAAUCACUGCUGCUUGGCACGGCCCGGAACAUCGCGUUGACGGCCUUAAGGCAUGUGCAGAGAUCAUUGUGGAGGGGCUAACACAGUUGAUAACAAGCACUGCGUGCGCACAGACGCUGUUGUUAUGUGCCGCGGCUUUGAAUAAUCUCAGUCGUAUCGAGGUGACGUCACAUUACUCGAUAAUGUCCAACGAGGCCAUAUUUAAGUUGAUCGAGGUGGUGCAGACUCGUGGCGAAGAGGCGUCCAUUUUCCUUUAUGAACAAAUCGUUGCGAUGUUGCACAACAUGUCGGCGAACAAGAAGUGCCACAGUCACUUGGCCAAUGGCGUCAUCAUAAAUUUCAUCACGUGCGUAUAUCAAACAGAGUUCUAUAAAAGCUACAAAUCGCGCGCCGAAAGCGAUGCACAGCGCCGCACCAUCAAAGCCGUGCUGCACACGCUGACACACUUGGUGCACGAAUCCAGUCUGGGCAUUGAACUGCUGGAGCAGCAUCGCGUACCCGCCUUCUUCCGGCAGGCGAUGUCUAUUGGCAGCGGCGGUGGUGGCGCGAACGGUGCAUGGUCCUUGGACGGUAGCCACGGCAGAGACAUCUCGGCAUUGGCGCGCCAACUGCUGCAGGCGCAAAAGCAGGAACUAGCUGCCGAACAGGUUGGCGGUGGUGGAGCGAGUGGCAAAGGCGAUCACAAAUUCAAUUUGACGCGUCAGGAGAGUUUCGUCUGAGCGGCUGUUAGUUGCAUGCAACACAGUUGCAAUUGCAUGUUGCGCGUUGGACGCUUGGGGGUUUGAGCGCCUCAGGGCAGGAGGCCGCAGAAGUCGCUGACUCCUCGGUUCAACAGAUGCCAGUUCCGUUAAUACAAUCAACGCUUGUGUUUUCCCGACUCAGACACAUUUUCGCGACCGAGUCGCGCCGUUAGCGUCGAUUGGCUGCCGCGUAUACGCACGCCAUGACAAGGAGGUGGGUGCGUUCAGUAUUACAAACGGAGCUGUGGAUAAUACUUGAUGUGUAAAUGAGUUUUUGCCAUUUUUACUGGGUAAAGAUGUGUGCAAAGACUUCUAAGACGCUUGAGACAAAUAAAAUAGAGAUUUCCAAAUAUUUGUAAUUUGUUUAUUGAAAACUAAAUAUUUAACAAAUAUGAAAUUGUAAAUAAAUUAAGCUGUAAAAAUGUUAAUGAAUUUAUAUAAAAGAAAAAACUUAAAACAUGUACAAACCAUUUCCACUUUGAUUGGGGAAACUCAACGAAGUAACAUAGUCAGUUAUGUGCCAAAAAUUGUUAAAAUUAUAUAUAUAUAUAUAUAUAUAUGUCGCUCGCUUUAUGAUCGAUAUUAUCAUUGUAUAAUAGCAUAGUAGCUCUUGUGUGUUUGUGUUUGUAUUGUAUGCGUUUGAACCGACUUUUUGCUGCUCUAGUUUAUAAAUCAUAAAUGACACGCAACAAAUUUGCUCUAAAAAAAUUGUAAUAUAUUCAUGUUUAUAUAUAUGUUUUUGUGUGUAUGUGUAUGUAGAAUGUUGUAGUUUUCCAUUAAGUUAAAUAUAUUACUAAUUAAUUAACGUACUUCAUUCAUACAAUUAAGCCUUUUUAUUUUAUAAAUUAUUUUUUAAAGAAAUAAAUAAAAACGCGAAAUUCAAAUG
This is a messenger RNA of Zeugodacus cucurbitae (melon fly), 3984 nucleotides long. RefSeq lists its product as uncharacterized. Gene Ontology annotation, molecular function: cytoskeletal adaptor activity. Gene Ontology annotation, biological process: asymmetric cell division; apical protein localization; establishment of mitotic spindle orientation. The transcript is spliced from 4 exons. Lineage: Eukaryota; Metazoa; Arthropoda; Insecta; Diptera; Tephritidae. Gene Ontology annotation, cellular component: apical cortex. Bases 186 to 3077 code for a protein of 963 amino acids. The record is from RefSeq and is a predicted model, not a curated record.